GCAGACACAAACAUGUAGCGGCGGCUGCAACGAAAGUGCGUGUACAGGAGCGGAGAGUGGGUGUAGAGAAUGAGUGAGAGAGACAUCAGAAGAUUGAAUAGCCAACUAGCGGAUGCUGUAAGGAAAAACGAAGGUGAUGAGGUUGAGAGAUUGUUGAGUCAAGGAGCUUCACCGAAUGCUUGUAAUGAUCUUGGAUGGCCUGUACUGGUGGAAGCUUGUGAUAAACGCUACCAUUCUGUAUGUAAGCUGCUAGUGAAGAGAGGGGCAGAUGUGAACAAAACUAUUAAAUAUGGUAGCACUGCUCUAAAGAUGGUAGCAAGGAAUGGUGAUGAUGAAAUGGUCGACUUCCUUUUAUCAUCAAAUGCUGAUGCUGGACAGAAGGAUGAUGUUGGUAGGACUGCAUUUGAUUGGGCUAUGAGAACACAUCACAUGUCAACAGCUGGUCGUUUGGUGUUGGCAACUCAAAGAGGUGAUGUGAUAAAUACAAUUGUUAGGCUGGGAACAGAAAUGAAGGAUGAUUCGGGACGAACUUUACUUCACUAUGCUGCUCAGUAUGGCAGUCUUGAUGUGGUUGAGCUUCUCUUGGCCAACAAGGCAGAUGCCGAUGCUUCAGACAAUGAAGGUAAGAGACCAUACCAACUGGCUGAUGGUGAACUGAGAAAACGACUGAAGAAAGCAAGAGAUAAACAGAAGUAUGCUGUUCUGUUUGCUGAGGGCACAGUGAGACCAGAAAUCAUCAAGUUGUGUUUCAUCGGUUCAGAAGGAGCAGGAAAGACGACACUCAAGAAGGCUCUCAAACGAAGAUGGUUCAAACGAAUUUUCACAAACGAGAAUAAAGCAGACAACCCGGAUUGUGAAGAGGAACGCACAAUUGGUAUCAACGUGAUAACAGCCUAUAUUCCAGGAGUGGGUCUCGUCUCACUGUGGGACCAUGCAGGCCAAAAGCAGUUCCACAAAACCCACGGACUCUUCUUCUCUGCAUCCAACUCGUUCUUCAUCUUGCUAGUGAGUCUAGUGAGAGUAAAGGAGGGACGACGGUGCAGCGAUGAGGAGUUGCUAGAUGAGCUUCAGUACUGGCUCUCAUUUCUCAUAUCCAGUUUGGAUGGAGAGUUUAUACCGACAGUGUUGAUAAUGGCCAGUCGAGGAGAUUAUUGUCGUGAUGGUCAGCGUGUGUUGCAGCGUGUUGUCGACUACAUUUGUGAUCUGUUCAAAAGCAAGAUCAACAUCAUUCAAGAAUGUUUGGUUAUCGACUGCAGGCAGAGCAAAUCUCCUGAAAUGAAACAACUGAAGAAGUUGUUACGUGGCAUGAAGCAGCAACUAGAGGAGUCUGCUCCUCUGUAUCCUCGUCUUUGUCAGCCAGUCGUGUCCAAGUUGCUUCCUUCUCUUCGUAAGAAACAAGAAGAUCCAUUCAUGGAGACGGCAACACUCAUGGAGAAGAUUAAGCAAGAAGCAUGUCCAGGACUAGAGAAGGAGGUUGUAGAAAAGGUAGUUGGUUUCUUGGAUCAAUCAGGAGAGAUUGCAGUUGUUGGUGAUGUGGCUGCUCUCAAUCCUGCUUGUCUACAUCAAUAUGCCAUCGGUCCUCUUAUUGCUUCUGAGGAUUUUAAGUGGCACGUCAGGUCAAAGAGGGAGGAUGGCACAGUAAAAAAAGAAGAAGCAGAAACGGCAAUCGAUCGUUACUUGAGAGAUCACAAGAUUGCUGUUCAACUCAACACAGAUAAAGUUCUCGCUAUCAACAAAUCUCUUGGUAUCUGCUUCAAAGUGGAAGGCAGAGACGACACGUAUAUGUUUCCAGCUCUCUUGCUUCCUAAGGAUCUGUCUAUCAUGUGGAAGAAAGAUGAGAGUAAGGAAGUGUAUGUCGGUCGACGUCAAGUGUGCAGAAGUCAGACGACCAUCUUCAGUCCAUCUACAUUCUGCAUGUUUCAAUCUAAAGUUUGCAUUACUUUGGAUCAAAAGGCAAGGCUGUGGAGGGAUGGACUGAUCUUAUCACAAUGCAGUACAGUUCAUAAUCUCAUUGAGUGUUUGGUUGCCAUGAUAGAUCCUGUUCGUUCUGUUGACUUUGUGUGUCGUGGAGGCAAGGGAACAGAAAAAGAUUGUGGGUCAUUGCUGGACACUGUCAUGUCUCUUUGGAGAGAUAUGUUAGACAGCUACAGUCCGGGCACUGAAUAUCAGACUGAAUAUCUGAGCAGAAAGCAUCUGAAGGAACACAAAGAACUGAAACAAGUCACUACCUACUCUCAGAAGGAGAUCGAUGAAGCAAAGGCAAAGGAAGAAGGAGCAUGUGCUGCUGUCAAACAAGUAGUUGGUGAUGAUCUGAUUGUAGAAAGUCUUGGCGACCUGCUGGGUGUACCAUCAUCAGCUGCUAGAAUGCCAACCACUACUGUUGUCCAUCCCACUGCAGUAGUGGCAGCUGUCAUUAAGCACGGUUCAUCUCAAUGGUCUUUAUUUGGAGAGAAAUUAGGUUUCGGUCACCACGAAGUUAAUUCCUUAUGUCAUGACAAAGUGACUGCAGCUUCUAAAUUGUCUGCAAUUAUUCAAGUGAAGACUGAACAAGUUGGUGAUGUGAAGAAGAUUGAUGAUCUGCUGUUGGAGAUAUGUGGACUGUUGCCAAGUCGAAUUGAUGGUGUAGUCAAGGAGGAGCUUGGACUUGCUCAUUAGCCACAUGAUUGUAGUUGUGGGCAUGAUAUUUUAUCAUCAUUUUAUCAUCAAAGCAAGGCAGCAUUGUGUGUAUACAUGAUGUGAAUUUUGGUCUGAAUCGGUUUCCUUGGAUAAAUAAACAAACAGAACAAACUAACUCUUAGUUGUCAUGACAACAGCAUUAUACUCUGAGCAUAUAAAUAGGCAGCAGGCUGCACUACCAAUCAACCACAAUUUUUGCUACUAGGACAACU
Molecule: messenger RNA, 2888 nt
Organism: Corticium candelabrum
Lineage: Eukaryota; Metazoa; Porifera; Homoscleromorpha; Homosclerophorida; Plakinidae
Product: death-associated protein kinase 1-like
Exons: 10
Coding region: 70-2655 (861 amino acids)
Molecular function (GO): protein binding
Source: RefSeq, a predicted model, not a curated record